AGUCUCCUUCCACAAAACCAUGGCGUCGCUCAAAUGUAGCACCGUCGUCUGCGUGAUCUGCUUGGAGAAGCCCAAAUACCGCUGUCCAGCCUGCCGCGUGCCCUACUGCUCGGUAGUCUGCUUCCGGAAGCACAAAGAACAGUGCAACCCUGAAACUCGUCCUGUUGAGAAAAAAAUAAGAUCAGCUCUUCCUACCAAAACCGUAAAGCCUGUGGAAAACAAAGAUGAUGAUGACUCUAUAGCUGAUUUUCUCAAUAGUGAUGAGGAAGAAGACAGAGUUUCUUUGCAGAAUUUAAAGAAUUUAGAUGGACUCUCGUCCUGUCACCCAGGCUGGAGUGCAGCGGCGCAAUCUCGGCUCACUGCAACCUCUCCCUCCCAGAUUCAAGCAAUUCUCAUGCCUCAGCCUCCCGAGCAGCUGGGACUACAGGCGCCUGCCACUACGCCCAACCAAUUUUUGUAUUUUUAGUAGAGAUGGGGUUUCGCCAUGUUGGCCAGGCUGGUCUUGAACUCCUGACCUCAGGUGAUACACCCGCCUCGACUUCCCAAAGUACUGGGAUUAUAGGCGUGAGCCACCGCUCCAGGCCCUAAGCUAAACUUUCAUCACCUCCUGCUCCUGACUCAUCUAAAGCCUUGGUUCUCACAGUGUGGUUCAUGGAGCAUCAGAAUCAGCUGGGAGCUUGCUAGAAACGCAGCAUUGCAUUUGGAAAUGGGACUAGAAGAUUUAGAGAUGCUGAAAUAAUUAGAAGCAGUUUUUAAAAAGAUAAAGGGCUCUGGAAGAUUCCCAGUUAUAACAAAAUAAAUAAUCCAAACCUGCAGCUGAUUGGGACAUGCAGCCCUCUGGUUUACCCAGUAGGGUUAGGGAUGGAUCUUGUCCCAGCCUCAGUCUCAUUCCCGCUGUGAACUUGUAGGCUUUGCUCCUGCUGUUCUCAGGAACAAAGCUGUCAUGGCCAUCACACACAACGUACCUGAGGCAGCGCUCGGAUGGACGUGACACCAGCCUGGUCUUGUGCUGUCUGGACAGUGUAGCUACUGGGGCUGCCCCUGGGGAGCUGGAGGCAAGCCCAGACCACUAAUUUCCUCUGAAAGCUGCCUACACCCAUAGCCGUAUUGGCCAGGACCAGUCCCAGGGGCCAGAGGCGGAUUAUUGCCUCCAGGAGCCUGGUCUGCAGCGGCGAGGUGCUCAGGGAACAGGGAGCUUGAGAGAAGUGUUUUUCUUCCACACCAUCCAGCUCUUUAGCAGCAAGGCAGGCCAUUCUGAUCUUAAAAAGCAAAUAUCCCUUUAUAGCUUUAGAUUUAUCUAGCCCUCUUAGCAGAAAAUGGAAAUCAAAACUAUCUUUAACAAAUCAUCUUAACAAGGUGAACUGAAGGCACCUGGUUGCAAACAGCUGGCUGCCCUGAACCAAACUGGUUCCAUAUGCCACAAGUCUAUACACCCCAGGCAACUGUGCUUAGGCCUUACAUAUGCUACUUGAAAACAAGAUAAGAGUCCAUCAAGAUAUAACUGAUAUGCCAUAAAACCCAGUCUUCUAAAGUGUACAUCCCAGAGUUUGGUAUAUUCCCAGAGUUGCUUAUACCACUCUUCACCUACAUAACCACCCUGCAGGGUAGGUGUUACUGUGCCCACUGCAUACAUGAGGAAUAUGAGGCUCAGAGAGGCUAAACAACCUGCCCAAGGCCACCUGCAUUGCAGUGGCAGAGCCAGCAUUCCCACUCGGGUCCAUCUGGUCCCCAAAAUUGAUCCACUGCCCACCCCGACUUCUUGGGUCUUACUUACUCUCCACUUCUGCCAUGCACGCUUGAUGACUGUGGCAGCUGCAUGCAGCCUCUGGAUGUGUUUCCGAGUUAACCAGGAACGAAUGGCUAAGAGGUUUGCCCAGAAACAGGAAAGAGAUAAUAAAGGGGCCAUUAGAGCUGUCAGUGACCUCGCUGCAGCAGCACCACAGUUGCUGUCAAAGUUUCAAAUACGUUUUUUUUUUUUCAAUAAAUUGCUACAAAUAAGGUUCUAAAAUCAA
Messenger RNA from Homo sapiens (human), 2012 nucleotides. RefSeq names its product zinc finger HIT-type containing 3 (gene ZNHIT3). NCBI's taxonomy places the organism in Eukaryota, Metazoa, Chordata, Mammalia, Primates, Hominidae. Gene Ontology annotation, cellular component: cytoplasm; nucleus. The transcript is spliced from 5 exons. The coding region runs from base 20 to 466 and encodes 148 amino acids. The record is from RefSeq and is marked validated.